AUGAACGCUGAGAAUUUGAAAGGUAAAGAUGAAAUUAUAUUUGAGGAGAAGGAAAAGAAUGUAAGGAAUAAUAUGAAGGAUCACGAUAAUAACAAUUUAUAUAGUGAAGAUAUUAUACUGAACGAAAAAAAGGAUAAGAAUCAUAAUGAUGAUUAUGAUGGAAACUAUGUUGGGAUGAAAAGAGAUAAAGAAAAUUUUGUAAGUUUUAAAGAUGAUAAAAAUAAUUUAAUAAGUGUAAAACCAUCGACAUUAAAAAAUAGUUUGAUAUUUCAAGAUAAAAAGAAUAAUUUAAAAAAGAAAGUUACCAUUAAAGGUGAUUAUAUACGUAAAAAGAAUGAUGAAAUAUAUCUUGAUAAGAAUAAUUUGUUUAAUGAAAUAAAUUUAUUGAUUAAAAAGAAGUUAAAAAUUAAUGAUGUUAUAAAACUCGAUUUAUUUCAUAAAGAUAAUUCUAUACAAAUAAAACCAUAUGUUAUAUUUGAUGAUUAUAAAAAUGUAAAUAUAGAGAAUAAAAUAAGUAUAGAAAUAAUAAAUUUUUUAAAAAACUGUUUAGAAAAUAAUAAAAAAUAUAUUAACAUUCAUAGUAGUGUUGUUGAAUUAAGAGGUACAUUUAAUGAUGAACUAAUUAAUCUACCUAUACUUAAUGAAACUAUAUUACAAAAGAUUAGUAAUAAUAAUUAUAAAUAUAAAUUUAAUAUAGAUAAUGAGGUGCUUAAUUAUAUAUAUGUUGAUUUAUUUAAUAUACAUAAGAGCAAAUAUAAAUUUAAAAUAUUAGAAAAAAUUUUUGAAAUCGAAGAAUUAUAUUAUUAUGAUGUCAAACAAGAGAAAGAAAAAAAAAAUAAAAUAAAUAUGAACAAAUCAGAAGAUUAUAAAAAUGAUGAACAAGGAAAAGAAUUUCUAAAUUCGUCUAUUAAUGAAAAUAAUAAUGAAAACAGUAAAAAUGAUGACAGCUCUUCUAGUGUAUGUGCGGAUAGUGAUGUGUUAAUAAAUUUAUAUAAAGAAGUUAAAAAGGAAGAGGAUAAGGAAAGAAAAAAAAAGGAUGAUGAAAUUAUGAAUGAACAUGUACAUGAGAAAUUAAUAAAAAAGAAAAAAAAAAAAAAAAAAAUCGAUAAAGAUAAAUUAUAUAUUGAAAAAUUAAAAAAGUUAGUAGAAGAAGGUAGUGCAGAUGAAUCCUAUAAUUCAUCUAAUGAUAAGAGUAGUGAAGAUUACGAUGAUAGAGGCAAUGAUAAAAAUCAAAUAUUAUAUAAAAGGAAAAUUAUAUAUUCCAAAUGGAAAGCUCCAGUACAAAUAAAAAAAAAGGAAAAAAAAAAAAUAUUAAAGAAAAAAAAUAAAAAUGAAAUUGAUAAGAAGGAGGAUGAUCAUUAUGACCAGGAAUAUAACAAUAAUAAUGAUAACAAUAAUGAUGAUAAUAGUUUGACAAAUAUAAAAAUAUUUAAAGAAGUAGAAAAUGAUAUUGUGUGUGUUUAUUAUCCUAAUAGCUCAUACAACCAAUGCUUAUGUUUAUCUUCUUAUGAAUAUAUAACAAAUGGACAAGAACAUAUUUUACCAAAUAAUCAUGAUAUUUAUGGCCAUAAUAAUAAAAAUGAUACAUAUAUGAACAAUGCAAGUUUUUGUGUAAAUACUCUUAACGAAGAAAAUAUUAAGAUAAAGAAAAGAUAUGUAAAAGAUAUAUCCAUAUAUAACUUUUGUUGUGAUGACAAGUAUAAGGGAUGUAAUUUAUAUCUUCAUAUUGCUAAAACGAAAAAACUGAAAAAUUGUAAAAUGAAUUAUAAUAUUCCGUAUGAGCACUUUUUAGAAAAUUAUGAUAUAAUAAAAAUGUACGAAAUUAAAAAGGACAAAGGGAAUGAUGAUAAAAGGAAUGAUAAUGUGAAGAAUGAUGAUGAAAUGAAUAACCAUGUGACGAAUGAUGAUGAAAUGAAUAACCAUGUGACGAAUGAUGAUGAAAUGAAUAAUCAUGUGAAGAAUGAUGAUGAAAUGAAUAAUCAUGUGAAGAAUGAUGAUGAAAUGAAUAACCAUGUGACGAAUGAUGAUGAAAUGAAUAAUCAUGUGAAGAAUGAUGAUGAAAUGAAUAAUCAUGUGAAGAAUGAUGAUGAAAUGAAUAAUCAUGUGAAGAAUGAUGAUGAAAUGAAUAAUCAUGUAACGAAUGAUGAUGAAAUGAAUAAUCAUGCGAAGAAUGAUGAUGAACAAAUUAACUGUCGAGAAAAAAUGAAUAGUGAUAACCAAAUAAAUAAGGGAGAGAAGAAAAGAAACCUCAUAGGGAAACUGUUUGAAAUAGAAAAAGACUGGAAAAUAAAUAUCGAUAUGCAUAUAGAUAUAGAGAAAUUAAUAAAGGAAUAUAAAAAGUGUAAUAAUAGAAACGAGGAAAUACACAUUAGUGAUAAUAAUCUUACGGAUGAUAAAAAUGAACAAAAAUAUAAGUCUAAUAAAUUACAUUAUAUGAUAUAUAACUUUUAUAAAAAUUUCGAUUGUUUAAUGAAUUUAAUAAAUAGAUUAAAAAACAAUUCGAUUAAAUAUGAAUAUUAUUUCCCUAAAAUGAUUGGUGAUGUUAAUGAAGAGAUACGAAAACAUUAUGAUAAGAAAAAAGUUAUAUUAUUAAAAAAGAGUAAUAUUAAAUAUAUUAGGGUAUUUAAUAAUGAAGUCAAAAGGAUUAUGAUUCUAUUUUUUGUAUCUUAUAAUUCGAAGAUCUUAGAUUUAGCUUGUGGACAUGGACAAGAUAUGUUAAAAUAUAAUAGUGUACAAAAUAAAGUGUAUGUAGGUAUUGAUUUAUCAAAAAAGGAAAUCGAAUUAGCAAAAGAAAGAUUAAAUCAAAAUGAUAUGAAAGGCUUAUGUAAUAAUGACAAUUUUAUUUUUUUACAAGGUGAUAUUUUAAAUAAUAAAUUUUAUAGGAAAUGGAAAAGUAAAAAUAUAAUGUUCGAUAUUAUUUCUAUUAAUUUGGCUUUACAUUAUGUUAUAUAUAAUGAAAAGUCGUCAAAAAAGUUUUUCAAAAUUAUUGAAAAUUUUUUAGAAAAUGAUGGAUUGCUUUUAGCAACCACUAUAUCUACUGUAACGUUGACUGACUUUCUAAUGAAGCGAUCGAAUAUUGAAAUGAAUGGAGAUAAUAUUACGAUUACCCUUGAGAACGACCUGUUCACUAUAAAAUUUGACCAAGAGAACUUGUUGAAAAUAUUUAAAAACAAAAUAUGUCUUGAGGAAUUUAUAGAAUUUAUUAAUAAUAAUUCAGGUUCUCAAAUAAAAUAUGAUUACUUCAGUAAUUUGAUAAGAUAUUCUCUUGAUAAUGUAGUUGGUAUAAAAUAUUAUUUUUAUUUAUAUGAUACAAUUGAUGCUCACGAAUUUGUUAUUCCUCAGACAUAUUUAAAAAAAAAGUUAGAAGAAUUGGAUAUGGUUGAAUUAUUUAAUAAUACCGCUAUAAUGUUUCUUCAUUAUAUAACAAAUAAUUUAGAAACGUAUGAAAAAUAUGAUAAUAUUAAAUAUUUCCAUUUAUUAAAUAAAACUAUUGAUCAUAAUAUUUUUAAAAACAUUAAAGAGAGAAUUAAUAAAAUACAUGGCUAUAGUAGGGACUCACAAAUAUAUUAUGAUAUAUGUUCUUUAUAUCAUGUAUAUGUAUAUAAAAAGAAUUUUGAUGCAACUAUAUUCGGAACUAUGUAA
Molecule: messenger RNA, 3642 nt
Organism: Plasmodium falciparum 3D7
Lineage: Eukaryota; Apicomplexa; Aconoidasida; Haemosporida; Plasmodiidae
Product: putative mRNA cap guanine-N7 methyltransferase
Biological process (GO): RNA 5'-cap (guanine-N7)-methylation; S-adenosylmethionine metabolic process; 7-methylguanosine mRNA capping
Molecular function (GO): RNA binding; mRNA 5'-cap (guanine-N7-)-methyltransferase activity
Source: RefSeq, a predicted model, not a curated record